AUGCCUCACGAAGGUGUACCUAACCUUCAGGGCUUGAGAAAAAUGAUCAGUGAACUUCACAGACAGUUUCCCAAACCCCCUACAACUCUAUCGAUUGAAGAACUCAUCGAAUCCGCCAAAAAACCCCGUUCCAAAUCAAUACCCCGGCCUCAAAACAGCUUCAUGUUGUAUAGGAAAGAUGUAUCGGCAAGGUCAAUGAUUGCAAGUACUAACACGGGAACUAACACGGGAGGGUCGAGAGGAAUAGCGAAGAAUUCAGAAAUAGCAAGCAAGGAAUGGAAGAAGGUUGUAAACGACAAGAAACAACACGAUUUCUGGAAAUGUUUGUAUGAAAUCGUCAAUUACAAACAUCAAAUAAUGUACCCAAAAUACAAAUAUCAACCAAAAAAAGGUGCUAAAAAUAGAAGGCAAAGAAGAAAGAAAGGAGAUUGCAAUAACACUAAUAAGAAUAACACAAUAUCCCAAUUGGCAAUACCUUUGAUCUCUGAUGACCAGUUAACCGAGACUCUCAACCAAGAAGGCUUGGAAAGUGGACAUCGUACAAACACGGCUGUCAUUUCAUCAAAUGAUUUUGAACAGCCGCAGCCGCUCACCCAAUCAUCCUCUCUACGUUCUCGCCAACAGCAACAAAUACAGCAAUCCAUAUCCCAACAUGCUCCAUAUGACAUUAUGGUAUCUCCACAAACAGCUGUCAAUCCUACUCAAGCGCAAGUCAAUCCCAAUAUGCUACUAUUCCCCAGUUCACAACAAUAUCAUAUCAUCCCCAAUUGGACUUCAUACAUUCCUCCAGUGGCAGGUUCUCCAGUAAUCGGCUCGUCAGUAACAACAUCAGGAUCCAUGUCUACUCAAGCAUCUCAAUAUUCUCAAUUAGCGCAAUUGCCUCUACUGGUCGAUUUGAGUAAUUUAGGAAUCGUUAUCCCUACUCAAACGACGCUGCAAAGUGAACAAGGAAAGAGCAGAAAGAAAAGUGGUGGUGGUAUUAAUGGAGUUAAUGGUGGUGCUUAUAAUAUUAUCGACAGUAAUAUUGAUAAAAGUAAUAUUAUUUUCAAUAAUCCUUAUCUUGAUAACGCUUUUCCUAUCAACGGUGGUGAUCCGCAAUCAUGCUAUUCCCAUCCCCACUCAUAUUCCCACUCGCAUUCCCACUCUAGCCACAACAUUUGCUCCACUUCCCCUUACUCACUACAACCAUCACUCAGUAAUGAACGUACAUAUAAUGGUUAUUUUUCUCAGAUCGACCCAUUCCUGUUAUAUUACAGUUCAUGCUCUUAA
Paraglomus brasilianum is the source of this 1269-nucleotide messenger RNA. NCBI's taxonomy places the organism in Eukaryota, Fungi, Glomeromycota, Glomeromycetes, Paraglomerales, Paraglomeraceae. The record is from the annotation of a GenBank genome assembly.